AUGUAUCCGAACGUUACUGCGAGAGACAGCGAGAUGAUGCCUCCGCCUAGCGCACCUCCGCCACCGUACGAAAGCAUCGACGGUCUGGACAAGAUGGCCGAAAAGAGCGGCUCGAAAUGGAACCCAAGGAACGGGUCGAAGCUCGCAAUACUCGUUGCUGUCAUAGCAGCCAUAUUGGUCAUCGUAGCAGGCAUUGUCGGCGCAGUACUGGGCACCCGCGCGAACGAAUAUCCAGACUCCAGCGCUCUAUCAUACACGCUCGCCGACACGUACGCAGGGACGGACUUUUUCGAUGAUUUCGACUACUUCACUGGGUACGAUCCAACAGCUGGAUUUGUACAUUACGUCCCCAAUACUACAGCCACAUCUGAGCAGUACAAUCUGACAUAUGCCUCCCCGGACACUGCCAUUCUCCGGGUCGACACAUCCGAGACCAAUGCCGACACUGGUCGAUACUCCGUCCGCAUCACUUCCAAGAAGCAACACAACUCUGGCCUGUUUGUCUUCGACAUAGUCAACACCCCAUACGGCUACGCGACUUGGCCAGCUCUGUGGCUUUCCGAUCCCAACAACUGGCCCGAGCAUGGCGAGAUCGAUGUGGUCGAGGCUGUGAACCAAGCCGACACAGGCAACCAGGCUACCCUGCACACUACGUCUGGCUGCAAGAUGAAUGUGAAACGGAAGCAGACUGGCGAUACGCUCUACAAGAGCUGCGCGAAUACGACACACGACAAUGCCGGCUGUGGCGUCCAAGGGGAGCAGGACACAUACGGAGAGACCUUUGACGCCAACGGCGGUGGCAUUUACGCGAUGGAGUGGCGCACGGCAGGCAUCAGGGUGUGGUUCUUCCCACGAUCCGACGUCCCGUCAGACAUUCCCACAGACGUCACGAACACCUCGGCGCCCGAUCCCAGCACAUGGGGUACGCCACUCGCGGACUUCCCGUCCACGAACUGUGAUAUCAGCAAUCACUUCAAGAAUCAGAGCAUCAUCGCGAACAUUGAUCUUUGCGGCACGUGGGCUGGCUCCACCGCUGUUUACACGGAUCAGGAUCAGUGUCCAGGCCUAUGUACGGAUUUCGUGGCGACGAACAACACAGCAUUUGAGACGGCGUAUUGGCAGUGGAAUAGCUGGAGAAUGUAUACUGCAAGUACUUGA
Messenger RNA from Fulvia fulva, 1158 nucleotides. Its product is annotated as putative glycosidase. The record is from RefSeq and is a predicted model, not a curated record. NCBI's taxonomy places the organism in Eukaryota, Fungi, Ascomycota, Dothideomycetes, Mycosphaerellales, Mycosphaerellaceae. Bases 1 to 1158 code for a protein of 385 amino acids. The transcript has 3 exons. Gene Ontology annotation, biological process: glucan catabolic process. Gene Ontology annotation, molecular function: hydrolase activity, hydrolyzing O-glycosyl compounds.